Molecule: messenger RNA, 854 nt
Organism: Glycine soja
Lineage: Eukaryota; Viridiplantae; Streptophyta; Magnoliopsida; Fabales; Fabaceae
Exons: 2
Coding region: 235-618 (127 amino acids)
Source: RefSeq, a predicted model, not a curated record
GGGGCGUUAGUUGAAUUAAUUAUCAAACCCGUGACAUAGAAAGAAAGCACACAAACUUGUGUGUUGCAUAUUGAUCCAUAUUUUUAUAUCAGAUUGCAUCAUGAGUCUUAUGCAUAUGUGCAUAUCCUCUUUUCUCUAUAUCUCUAUAAUUUGCUUCUAUUCUCUGAGAAAGUUCUUCCUGAAUCUUGAAGGUUCUUCAACACCCUUCUUAAGGUGUGGUCUCCAAAUACAUUUAUGUUGCUACAUCUUAACUUAUUAGUUGGAAGAGUCACUAACUUGGAUGUGCAGGAAUUGAAGAGCAUGGAAAGUGACCAGAAAGUCCAAAUAGCUUCUUGGAGUGAGGUCAUGUCAGGUGCUGGGGUGGAGUUUCAUCAAGGGGCUCCUAAUUUGGGACAAGGUGGUGGUGGUGGCCUUCAGAGACAACCUAGUAUGACCAAGAACAAUUGUCUUUGUUCUCCAACCACACAUUCUGGUUCGUUUCGUUGCCGGCUUCACCGCUCCCCUAGCCUCCAGAGGACCAAAAGCAUGGAAUCAGAGUCCCUCAGGGAUCACGCAUCAAAAGUCCAUGCUUCAAUUGUUGAUGCUGUUGCUGAUGCCAACAAGGAUCCAGUGCAUUGAUCUUCUGAUGAAUUGAAUGUUAAAUUGUCAUUAAGCUGCCAUAUGUUUUACUUGUGUGUAGGCGUGUCAUGUUUACUUUCUAUCUAUUCAUAAACUUAUAACUGCGAAGUGUGGAGAUGUAUGUAAUGCAAGUACUUUUACUGUAUUUGAUUGUCACGUGAACAAUUUGGGAUCAUUUAAUUUCAUCCCUGCUUGAUUCUCCUUUCAAGUUUAUGUUAUUGUAAGUUGAAAUACCC